Musa acuminata AAA Group (dessert banana) is the source of this 1437-nucleotide messenger RNA. RefSeq names its product transcription factor bHLH154-like. Gene Ontology annotation, molecular function: DNA-binding transcription factor activity, RNA polymerase II-specific; RNA polymerase II cis-regulatory region sequence-specific DNA binding; protein dimerization activity. Gene Ontology annotation, biological process: regulation of transcription by RNA polymerase II. The record is from RefSeq and is a predicted model, not a curated record. Gene Ontology annotation, cellular component: nucleus. The coding region runs from base 565 to 1191 and encodes 208 amino acids. NCBI's taxonomy places the organism in Eukaryota, Viridiplantae, Streptophyta, Magnoliopsida, Zingiberales, Musaceae. The transcript is spliced from 6 exons.
AACGAAUCAUCGGCGCUUCAGCUCGACGUGUACGGGCACAAUGAAGUGAAGCUCAUGUACGUGUGUUUAGGAAGCGGAGAGUUGAUAGCUCGGCACGUAUCGACCAUGAGACCCAACUCGGGUGCAAGAGAACACGAGAAGAAACAGAUGGAAGAGAGCACAGCGAGUUGGAAGGUAGGGAUGAGGCACGGCUUCUAGUUCUACCAGCUUUGACCGUCGGGUUUGACCAGCUCGGCUCACGCAAAGAACGGAAGAAACAAAAAGCGAGCAGAGCAUGCGAUGGCAUGGUGAGGUGAUGCCAAAAGAAGGUGCAGAAGCCAACAAAAGAAGGCCAAGGCUCGGAGCGCUCUCUCUCUCUCUCUCUCUCUCUCUCUCUCUCUCUCUCUCUUUCUACCUCCGCAUACUUUCCACCACCUGCAGCUGCUCAGAGCUGCAGAUCAAGCGUGUGAAAGGAAGGAAGCAAGAGAGUGAGAGGAAGAGUGCUGACUUGAUGACACUUUAUUUGACUGACCCUUUCUUACCUACUACUGCUGCUGCUCUCCUCCUCCCCGAGUGUUGUACACAAUGGAGGAAGAGAGCUUCAUGGACGUGUUGCGGACCGGAGAGGAAGAGGACUACUUGCUCUCUCGCUACUCCUCUCUCUCUCCGACAGGGAUGCUUUGUUUUGGCGAGGAGGAAGACGCAGUUUCAGCACUCCGUAGGGCUCCUCGCAAAGCAAACGACUCUUCUCCACCUCCCACCACCAUCGAUAUAUCCAAAUCUCCGAUCAAGAAGGUGGGAAGCAGCUGCGGUGGAAGAGGGAGGAGGCGGAGAACCGGUGUGACUGCAAGUGCUACUCCUGCCACCAUCACGGCGAGGAAGGAGAAGGUGGGGGAAAGAAUCAUGGCCCUGCAGCGGCUGGUCUCCCCCUUCGGCAAGUCUGAUACGGCCUCCGUUCUGCAUGAAGCUCUGGAAUACAUCCGAUUCCUGCACGAACAAGUGCAGGUUCUGAGCUCUCCUUACCUGCGAAGCCUGCCAUCCUCCGCUGACUUGCAUGACGGGAGAGGGAGCGCAGACCUGAGGAGCCGGGGGCUGUGCCUGGUUCCGGUCGCGUGCACGGAGGACGUGACGAGAAGCAACGGCGCCGAUCUCUGGUCCCCCGCCACGGGAAGUGGCAGCAGAGGCUCCUCCUCCUCUUCCUCCAAGCACUAAGCGGCAGCCUUUUGCGUCUUGAGCGGCUCUCCUGAUAUGUUUUGAUUGAUCCUUAGGCUGACAGUAGCAGCAGAAAAGGUUGUGUUUCUGUAACAGAGGUUAAGUAGCAGAUAAGAAGCGUAAAAGGAGUUGCCGAGGAAAAAGGAAGUCAUGCAAUACAUCGAUGUUCUGUUGAGAUGUCAGUGAAUUCAAAUAUCAGAAACAUAUCUUUCGAAUGAGUACUUGAAUGUCUACAUCUUGUUUUCA